GCUGCUCGGGGAGGCACUCGGCAGCACUCGGAGCUCUCCACAGACGCACGGGGCGGAGGGCAUCGGACCCGCACCUCUUCCGGAAGGAGCCGAAAGCUCUCCGGAAAGAGCCGAAGCUGCUCGGGAAAGCGUUCAGCAGCAUUCGGGAGCUUUCCGGAGAGACGCGAGGCGGGGCGGAACGAGUCGGACCCGUCCCAUUACCGGAAAGAGCCGAAGCGAUUACGGAAAGAGCUGACGCUGCUCGGGCAAGCGCUCGGAGCUUUCCGAAGAGACCCAAGGCGGGGGGGUGGAGGGAGGGACACGCGUCGGAUCCACCCCCUUUCCGGAAGAACCCGAAGCGUCUCCGGAAAGAGCCGAAAGCUCGCCCGGAAAGAGCCGAAGGCUCUCCUCCGGAAAGAGCCGAAGCGUCGGAGGGAAGACCCCGGAACGAAUCGUUCUUUUUCCGGAAGAACCCGAAGCGCGUUCAGCGCCCGCCCGAGCCCUCUCCGAAAAGCCCCGAAGGGCUCCGAAGCCCCUUUCCCCUCUUCCGGAGAGCCCCGAAGCCCCUUCCGGAGAACCCCGAAGCGCUUCCGGAAGUUGCCGAGCGGCGCCGGCAGUGGCCGAUCCCCUUCCCCUCAUCGCCUCAGGGCCGCCGCCGCCGCCGCUUCCCCCGCUCCGGGUCCCGCUGUCGCCGCCGCCCGCCCCGUCCUCCCCUCCGGGGGGGGGCCCCGCCCGGCUCCCGCCCCCCCCCCGGCCCCGGCCCCGGCCCCGGUUCGGCCCGGCCCGGCAGGAUGAUCAAGCUCUUCUCGCUGAAGCAACAGAAGAAGGAGGAGGAAUCGGCGGGCGGGACCAAGGGCACCAGCAAAAAGGCCUCGGCCGCACAGCUCCGGAUACAGAAAGACAUCAACGAGCUGAACCUGCCCAAGACGUGUGAGAUCGACUUCUCUGACCAGGACGAUCUGCUCCAUUUCCGGCUCCUCAUCUGCCCCGACGAGGGCUUCUACAAGGGAGGCAAGUUCGUCUUCAGCUUUAAGGUUGGCCAGGGCUACCCCCACGACCCCCCCAAGGUCAAGUGUGAGACGAUGGUUUAUCACCCCAACAUCGACCUGGAGGGCAACGUCUGCCUCAACAUCCUCAGAGAGGACUGGAAGCCCGUCCUGACGAUAAACUCCAUCAUCUACGGCCUGCAGUACCUCUUCCUGGAGCCGAACCCCGAGGACCCUCUGAACAAGGAGGCGGCCGAGGUGCUGCAGAGCAACCGGCGGCUCUUCGAGCAGAACGUGCAGCGCUCGCUGCGGGGCGGAUACGUCGGCGCCACCUACUUCGAGCGCUGCCUCAAGUAGCCCCGCCCCCUUCGCCCCAAAC
This is a messenger RNA of Strigops habroptila (Kakapo), 1344 nucleotides long. RefSeq names its product ubiquitin conjugating enzyme E2 M (gene UBE2M). The record is from RefSeq and is a predicted model, not a curated record. The transcript is spliced from 6 exons. NCBI's taxonomy places the organism in Eukaryota, Metazoa, Chordata, Aves, Psittaciformes, Psittacidae. Bases 771 to 1322 code for a protein of 183 amino acids.